Molecule: messenger RNA, 1935 nt
Organism: Amaranthus tricolor (Joseph's coat)
Lineage: Eukaryota; Viridiplantae; Streptophyta; Magnoliopsida; Caryophyllales; Amaranthaceae
Product: trans-cinnamate 4-monooxygenase
Exons: 3
Coding region: 260-1774 (504 amino acids)
Biological process (GO): lignin metabolic process
Molecular function (GO): trans-cinnamate 4-monooxygenase activity; iron ion binding; heme binding
Source: RefSeq, a predicted model, not a curated record
ACUAUACUAGAGAUGCAAACACCAAUGCCAAACUACAAUAACACAUUAAACUCUAAUUUCAUUUUUCUUCAACUUAAAUAAAAAUUGUUAAAAACAAGAAAUUUUAUUUUAUACAAACUUGCUCUUUUCAAUCCAUUAAUUGGCUACUCAUCCCUGUCCCCACCACUCUUAACUAUUCUCUAUAAAACCCAUCACAUUCCUCAAACCAAUUUCAACGUCAGACACUAAAUUCACCCCUCUGUUUUUCCGAUCCAUUAAAAUGGAUCUCCUCCUCCUCCAAAAAGCCUUAUACGCAAUCUUCUUCGCCAUUAUCAUAGCAGUCACAAUUUCUAAGCUCAAAGGUCGCAAGUUCAAACUCCCACCGGGUCCAAUCCCCGUACCCAUAUUCGGUAACUGGUUACAAGUCGGCGAUGAUUUAAACCACAGAAACCUAACCGAUCUAGCCAAAAAAUUCGGCGACAUUUUCCUUUUACGUAUGGGACAGAGAAACCUUGUGGUCGUCUCUUCCCCCGACCUCGCUAAAGAUGUUCUUCAUACACAAGGUGUCGAAUUCGGAUCUCGGACCCGAAACGUCGUAUUCGAUAUCUUUACCGGAAAAGGUCAAGAUAUGGUGUUCACCGUAUACGGCGAACACUGGCGGAAAAUGCGACGGAUCAUGACCGUUCCAUUUUUCACCAACAAAGUGGUGCAACAAAACAGAUUGGGUUGGGAAGCUGAAGCUGCGGCGGUUGUAGAAGAUGUUAAGAAGAAUCCGUUUGCUGCGACGGAUGGAAUUGUUUUGAGAAGACGAUUACAGUUAAUGAUGUAUAAUAAUAUGUACAGGAUUAUGUUUAAUCGGAGAUUUGAGAGUGAAGAUGAUCCUCUGUUUAAUAAGCUUAAGGCCUUGAAUGGCGAAAGGAGUAGAUUGGCUCAGAGUUUUGAGUAUAAUUAUGGUGAUUUUAUCCCUGUUUUGAGACCGUUUCUUAGAGGUUAUUUGAAAUUGUGCAAAGAAGUUAAAGAUAGGAGGUUGCAGCUCUUUAAGGAGUACUUUGUUGACGAACGCAAGAAGCUAGCUAGUACAAAGGGAGCAAGCAACAAUGAGCUUAAAUGCGCCAUUGAUCAUAUCUUGGAGGCUCAAGAUAAGGGUGAAAUUAAUGAGGAUAAUGUUCUUUACAUUGUUGAGAACAUUAACGUCGCUGCAAUUGAGACAACAUUAUGGUCAAUCGAGUGGGGUAUUGCAGAAUUAGUGAACCAUCCAGAAAUCCAAAGAAAAGUCAGAGAAGAAAUGGACACAGUUCUAGGAAAAGGACACCAAAUUACUGAACCAGACACUAUCAAAUUGCCAUACCUACAAGCAGUCAUCAAGGAAACUCUAAGGUUACGAAUGGCCAUACCUCUUCUUGUCCCCCACAUGAAUUUACAUGAUGCCAAGCUCGGAGGUUAUGACAUUCCUGCCGAGAGCAAGAUCCUAGUGAACGCGUGGUGGUUAGCUAACAACCCUGCCAACUGGAAGAACCCCCAAGAGUUCAGGCCCGAGAGGUUCUUGGAGGAGGAGUCUAAGGUCGAAACCAAUGGAAAUGAUUUCCGAUACCUUCCCUUUGGGGCGGGGCGAAGGAGUUGCCCUGGUAUCAUCCUUGCACUUCCUAUUCUCGGCAUUACCAUUGGUCGUUUGGUUCAAAACUUCGAGCUCUUGCCACCUCCUGGACAGUCUAAGAUUGACACCACUGAGAAGGGUGGGCAAUUCAGCCUGCACAUUCUAAAGCACUCCACCAUCGUACUUAAGCCCAGGAACUAAGUAACAUAAUCUUUUUGCUCUGCUCUGAUCUGAUCUUUAUACCUUCUCGUGUUUUCUAAGGAAAUCUUGUUUCUUUACUACUACUAUCAAUAUUGUUAUUUAAUUAUUUUGGUUACGAACAAUGUACUUCACCUGAGUUUUUAAGCAUAAAGUUACAACGA